AUGGCCGCGGACGACUCGUACACGGCAGCUGACGAGCGCGCCCGUGCCGCCCGGAGGGCGGGCAUCCAGGCGAAGAAGGACGAACAGCCGGCGAACACGACGCGGAGUUACGCGGCGAAGCAGCGGGAGUGGAAGGCCUGGUGCCAUACGCCUCGGGCUGCAGCAGACGGCUCGCUCUAUAGCUGGCCCGACGGCGAGCUCGUAACGCCGGACAAGCUGGCGGCGUGGCUCAAAGAGGAUAUCCUGUUACGACGCGUUGUGCCGCCGCAGAAGAAGCCGCGCGCGCGGGAGCAGCUCGAGGCCGCGGCCAUGGCAGAGGCCGAAAGCCUGGCCGAAGCUUUGGAGGUCCCCCUGGCCGAGGCCGCCGAGCUGCUCGCUGACGACCGCGAGGGCUACGUGCCACCCACAGGCCUCGCGACGGCUGCAGUAGACCUUACCGAAGGACCGCGGAAGCGACGGGAUCCAGGCCGGCUACCUCACGAUGAAUGGCUUCGGAUCCAGGAUCUCCUUCUCACUGGCGCCGCGUAUACGCCGCAAAACCUCCGUACGCGAGUCGACCUCCUCUUCGGCCACUACUACCUCUUACGGGGGGAGAACCGGCGCAAGAUGGAGCUUGCAGACCUAUCCCUACUCGACUAUCCGCCUUCGGAGGGCCCGACCCCCUGUGGUUGCCUGGUAAGCCUUUUACGGGACGGCAAGCUAAAUAAGACGGCGAGGAAGGAGUUUAUGGGCGCGCUCCGGCACAAGGACCCCUUAUUCUGUACGCAAGGGGCCCUAGCACAGCUCUUCUUUUGGCGCUGGCACGUCGCCGGCGAACCCCCCCCGUCCUUCCGGCGCCGUCAGGACUGGUAUCGGAUCAAGGUCCUCGUCGGGCGGGACCGCGAGCAGGAGCUCUCGUACCCGACACAGCUACAAGAGACCUGGCGUAUCUUCGGCGCUGCCGGCCUUAUCGCGUCGAAGAAGACGCACCUCCCGCGCAGGGUGGGCGCCCAGGACGCGGAGACCCAUGGCACGUCGCUCGCCCAGAUCUCGCAGGCCGGCCGCUGGAACCAGAGCGUGCUCUGCCAGGCAUAUCUUACGCACCUACCGCGGCAGUUCAUGCGUAUCGUCGCCGGCUUCUCGGCCUCCCGGGGACUACUUCCUCGCGCGUGCGGCUCACGAACCCCGUACGUCUUACAAAAGCAGCUGUGGCCGUGGAUCGAGUGGGAACCCCGCUUUGAGCGCGCGCGCGCCGGCAAUGCUGGGCAGAAGGCGGUCUCGACGACGACGACCUAG
Messenger RNA from Hirsutella rhossiliensis, 1275 nucleotides. Its product is annotated as centromere DNA-binding protein complex CBF3 subunit. The transcript is spliced from 4 exons. Gene Ontology annotation, molecular function: DNA binding. NCBI's taxonomy places the organism in Eukaryota, Fungi, Ascomycota, Sordariomycetes, Hypocreales, Ophiocordycipitaceae. Bases 1 to 1275 code for a protein of 424 amino acids. The record is from RefSeq and is a predicted model, not a curated record.